AUGGCCGGAGUUUGUUUACUGGCUUUCAUUGCUGGUUCCCUGCUGGAGGUGUACGGACUGCCCGCUGUAAUCCCAGAAGGUAACGCAGGAGCUGUGUUUGUGUCUCAGCAGGCGGCAGACACGGUGCUGCGUCGCCACCGCAGGUUCAACAGCCCUUUUGAAGAAGUAUUUCAAAAGGCCAACCUGGAGCGGGAGUGUAUGGAGGAAACCUGCACGAUGGAGGAGGCCAGGGAGGUGUUUGAGGAUAUCGAACAAACUUUGGUAUUCUGGGCAAACUACAUCGAUGGUGACCAGUGUAAGCCUUACCCCUGCCAAAAUGGAGGUGUGUGUGCAGACGGAAUCAACACGUAUGUCUGCUGGUGCAAACCAAACUUCGACGGCAAGAACUGUGAGAUUGUGGUGACCAAGCAAUGUUUGGUCGACAACGGUGGAUGUUCUCAUUUCUGUUUUAUGAGGGAGGAUAGACCGGUGUGUAAGUGUGCAGCUGGUUACAAACUCGGGCCGGGCAAGAGGACCUGUGAACCAACAGAACAAUUCAGCUGUGGUCGUAUGAACAUGUCUUCCACCCCCGUCAACAGUUCCACCCUAACCCUCACCCCGCGGUCAUCAAACACUACACACCGGUCUGAAAGAAAACACAAUUCCAGCGACACCAUGGAGGAUGAGUUUAAUAUCGACGAUAUAAUAGAUCAAUAUGAUUACUACAACCCGCAUAUAAAUGACUCAGACCCGUCCAACAUCUCCUCAAGCUCCUCUGUAAAUCCAGCGGAGGUUGUCAGGAAGAGCAGGGAGGCGAGAAGUGUCCCUGUAACGGAGAAAGAGCUGCCUUCCUGGGCUUUCUUCCCCACACUCCCCACCAUCACAGAAGAAAAGAACAGUGACCAGAGGAUUGUGGGAGGCAAUGAGGCCAUUCCUGGAGAGAUACCUUGGCAGGUGUCCCUAAUGUCUCACUCAGUCAGCCUUCAAAGAGCGAUUCCUUUUUGUGGAGGAUCUCUUCUCAAUGAAGUAUGGGUCAUCACCGCUGCCCAUUGUCUGUUGCCGGCUAAGAUCUCUAAAAAUGGUUUCUUCGUCAGAGUGGGUGAACAUGAUGUGAACAAGGAGGAGGGUCCAGAGCGAGACCAUGAGGUUGCAGAGCAGUAUGUCCACACCAGUUACAAUGACAAGAAUUCACUGUUUAACCAUGAUAUUGCACUACUGAAGCUUGCCAAUCCAGUGGAACUGUCCAUCCAACGGCGUCCCAUCUGCAUCGGCCCCAGAGACUUCAUUGAGAACCUAAUGAGGGAGACCAGCCGCUCUCUGGUGAGCGGCUGGGGACAGGUUAGGUUCCAAGGCAGCCAGGCCAGCAAGCUUCAGAAGCUGGAGGUCCCCUACGUGGACCGCACCAUGUGUAAGGCGAGCAGCCGGGACCACGUCACACCGUAUAUGUUCUGUGCUGGCUACCGAAAUGGACAGAUGGAUUCAUGCCAGGGGGACAGUGGGGGGCCGCAUGCAACCUUUUACAAAGGCACUUGGUUCCUGACAGGCAUCGUCAGCUGGGGGGAGAAGUGUGCCAUGGACGGGAAAUAUGGCGUCUACACUCGACUCUCACGGUACUACAAGUGGAUCAGUAAGAAAACAGGAAUUGAAAUGAACUGA
Molecule: messenger RNA, 1635 nt
Organism: Cottoperca gobio
Lineage: Eukaryota; Metazoa; Chordata; Actinopteri; Perciformes; Bovichtidae
Gene: f9b
Product: coagulation factor IXb
Exons: 8
Coding region: 1-1635 (544 amino acids)
Biological process (GO): blood coagulation; proteolysis
Cellular component (GO): extracellular region
Molecular function (GO): serine-type endopeptidase activity; calcium ion binding
Source: RefSeq, a predicted model, not a curated record